Molecule: messenger RNA, 513 nt
Organism: Pocillopora verrucosa
Lineage: Eukaryota; Metazoa; Cnidaria; Anthozoa; Scleractinia; Pocilloporidae
Source: RefSeq, a predicted model, not a curated record
AUGAAUUCGGAAGUAAAGGACUUUGUUUCCAAAUGCUCAAUCUGCCAGUCAUACCAGCCAGAUCAGUGCCGCGAGGAAUUGCAACCGUAUCCAAUCCCGUUGCGUCCCUGGUCGAUGCUAGGUGCCGAUUUUUUUGACCUUGGGCAACAACAUUUCUUUGUCCUAGUCGACUACUGGAGUGGGUUCUUUGAAGUCCAGGAGGUUAAGGUGGCCACAUCUGCUAGCGUGAUAGCUGCAUGUAAAGUACAAUUCGCCCGCCACGGGAUACCAGACGUGCUUAUUACCGACAACGGACCUCAGUUUACGUCAUCAGUGUUCAGUGCAUUCGUGAGAGAAUGGCAGUUUGAACAUAGAACUUCGAGCCCCCGUUACCCCCAGUCAAAUGGCCGCGCCGAGAAUGCCGUGAAGACCUGCAAGAACUUGAUGACGAAAGCGAAAGCGGAUGGGCAAGACCCGCUGUUAGCCCUUCUUGAUUGGCGCAACACCCCAACAGAGGGUCUAGGAACAUCACCC